Molecule: messenger RNA, 418 nt
Organism: Ambispora leptoticha
Lineage: Eukaryota; Fungi; Glomeromycota; Glomeromycetes; Archaeosporales; Ambisporaceae
Source: the annotation of a GenBank genome assembly
AUGACUGGAUACGUUAAUCUAAAAAACCAGGGUGCAACAAGUUAUUUAAACGUUGAGUUGCAGUUAUUAUAUAGCAUUAAAUAUUUUCGUAAGGCGAUAUAUCAAAUCCCCACAGAAGAUGACGAUCCAAUUAAAAGUAUUCCUUUGGCUAUGCAAAGGAUUUUUUAUAAUUUGCAAGUAUCGGAUAAACCAGUUGAAAUAACGGAAUUAACGAAAUCUUUUGGGUGGGAUUCAUCAGAUUGUUGUACGUCGUAUGAUGUACAAGAAUUUGAUAGUGUGCUGCUAAAUAAUUUAGAGGAUAAAAUGAAGAAUACAAGUGUGGGUGGUGUUAUUUCCGAACUGUUUACAGGAGAGAUGAAGAGUUACGUUAGAUGUGUCAACGUAGAUUAUGAGUGUUCAUUUAUUGAAAAUUACUAUG